Molecule: messenger RNA, 5283 nt
Organism: Giardia duodenalis
Lineage: Eukaryota; Fornicata; Diplomonadida; Hexamitidae
Exons: 1
Coding region: 1-5283 (1760 amino acids)
Source: RefSeq, a predicted model, not a curated record
AUGAGAUCCUCGCGGCUUAAUAAGAGUGACAUUGCUUCCUUCUACUUCAACUCGUUGCAUGUGCAGUUUUUUUUCUUGCUGAUUCUUCGUCACUUUUUAACGCUUCGAGGCUGCGGCGUGCUCUGUCUAUCUUUCUUCUUCUUUGUGGACGCUAUGGUCUUUCAGCUUUUUAAUCCAAUACUUGUAUAUCUAGAUUUAUUGUCCACUGCAAUCUUGUUUCAUAAGGUUCGUCGUUACAAUAAGCCCAUCUUACCCUUUGUCUCUCAGGAUCCCAUCGUCUCUUUAAUAUUGACUCUAGUACUGCUACUACCCUACUUCUGUCUUUGUUCUGUUAUCGGAAUGUUCGUCAAUGCCAUGCAUAGAAAGAUGCACUCAACUAGCUUUUCGUACUUUUUACGUCAGUUUUUACUUCUUUGUACCAAAACCGUCCCACUUAUUUGUCUCCUUUCUCUCUAUCUAGCUUCAUUCUUCAAUGUUCCGCAGACUGUUCACAGCACAGAUGUUGUCGCUGUUGAUGAGUUAGUAAUUAGCAUUUUCGCAUUUAUGGGUCUCAUCUCAUAUUAUGGCGUCACGCGUGGCCUGGUGAAUUUCGAUGCAACAAUGGCACUGACUUGUAGCCAGUCUGGACGCGUUCUUCCGCGCGAGCUUAAUAUUUCCACUCUCCUUGUUCAGCAUCUAGGGUACUCACUGUACCAGCAAUCUGACUUUUCUUUUUCGCACAUGUUAAGGCUUAGCUAUGCUGACCUGUCAACUGUGCUGCGUAGGCUCGUGAGGUAUGCCGCCAAUUGUACCACCGGGGGGACGUGUUCUCGUAUUAUCUACAUACUAACGUCUCUGUUGCAUAAGAUGCACCAACAACAACAUGAUAUUAUCACAUUUAUCAUACAGUUGUUCAGCAUAGGAUUAGCAGGGGCUGUUUUGUUCUUUGUUCCCAACCUACUGUCACUUGCCUCUUCGGCUGCUCCUCCUCACCUGCAGAGUUGUUCAUUACCACAGCAGCUGUGUGUGCUUUUUCAAAGUAUGAACUUGGAGGUUAUUGUAGCGUUUCUUCUCUCGUUUGGACUGGACUAUGCACUGGUUCAGUUCCUCUAUUCACUAUUUGCAACCAUCUACUCUGGAUCUUCUCUGUUGGUCCUCGUUCGUUUGGGAUUUUGGUUCAGAAUCCUUGAAGUGUUGAAAAUCACAAGAGUUAUCUCUCUUUAUUUAGAUCACCGUCACUCCCUAAGUGCCCGCUCGGUCCUUUCAGUUUUCAUUAGAAUGCAGCUAUGCUCUAUCACGUUCUCACGAUUUAUAGUUAUCACCAUUCAGUACAAAAUGAUGUCAGACCAUAUCUUUAUCAAUAUUCUCACGAAUACGCACAAGCGUCUGGUAAAGCACAGAGCUAUCUAUGGUCUCAGUGGAUUUAGUCAGUUGGAUUUUAAAACAGCCCAUCUUCCACGUGCUCUAAGAACACUGGAGACAGCGGGUGUAAUGGCUCACAUUUCCAACGCUGCUUCUAAUACUAUAGAAAAAUAUGCGUCACUAUUUAAAGCAUUCUGGUGUCUGCUCUAUUCUAAUUUUUUCAGAAACUGGGGCUAUAGCUUGCGACAGCAAUCUCAGUGUAUAUUUUCAUCACAGACCUCAGAUACUUACUUAGACAUCUUAGAUCCAUCGCACACGUUUUUAGCUAACAACAUACCCCUCUUCGUUAUCGAGGCAGAGCGGUUUAUAAGAGUCUAUCAAGCAGAGGUUAACGACAGCAGCAUGAUACAGCUAUACAAACACAUUCUUGAGUAUCAGGAGUCUUGCUUAACGUGUGCGGACUCACUGUUCUUGGUAAAAUCUACGUUAGAGACGGUUGCCAUAUUCUUCAACAAUACCGUCAGAGCUCUUCUAGGUAAAGUUAUUCUAUCAGACAGAAGUAAGUCCACUGCACAGGGUGCUACCUCCGCUCACCAUGUUAUCAACUAUAGGUCUCUCAUUUCCGCCAUCACAUCGUCCUCCAGUGCAGGUGACACCCACAACGGCGUUCAUCUCUAUAAUAGUACGGGGGCAAAUGGGAGUUCUCUCUGUAAGAAGGAUGCUUCUACCAAAGAGUCAGGGAUCUCACAUAGUAGCCUUUCUCACCAAUGUGGUAACCGUGAUAAGCGCCCCGCGAAUUCGUCACUGGCUCACGCCAUCAAAGACUGCUCCUUGUCAGAUCCAUACCCCACAGACCAAAUAAUAGAUUCAGCGAAAGUAACUCCAGCGACUUUGAACCGGAGCAAAAGAUCUAUUCUCCGGUCCUUAGAUUAUAUCAAGACCCACCCCUUUCAAGUCACACCUCGACUGAUCCACAAAUUCACCGAUGUGUAUUCCCAAAGUUCUGAACUGGCCUCUCUCCAGACCCCACUAAUGAACAUUGACUUUCUAGACCCGUUUGAUGACUCUCACGCAUCGAUCGGCCAGCAGACCAUGGAAGAGAGCAGCUCUCUUUCUGUGACAGGCCAGAAGCUUUUAGAGUACCAACAGCUUGAGAGAGCCCUUCAUGACUUAUCGUAUCCCACUUCUACUGGCGAGUCGCUUUCGCCGUUUGGUGACAGGACCAGAAAGAAGAAUUCCAGCAGUGAGCUUGCUGUCUCCAUUAACGUUCAAAAGACGGCUGUGACAUUCCCCAUCCCGUUCUCCCAGCAGUGCAGCUUCAAUAGCACGCCAACUUCUUCGUGUAGCACCCCCAUCAGCACUCCGGCAUUCUUCUUUUCAAAUGUCAAGCCCCUACCUCACAAUACACUGAAUACGCUGCCGUACCCCGGAGCAAGUCGUAAGUACAGACUUAAAGAGCUUGAGAUUCUAAACUACUUAGCUGUCGAUGAUAAUGCUGCAUUGAUGGAUCCGUUAAAAGAUCGGAGCCUCUACUUUGCCCUCCUAGAGGAUUUAGAGAAGGCUCUCUCGACUACCUUCUUUGACUGGGUCUUCGUUUUUGGCUUCACCAUUAGUGCUGGCUACCAAGAGGCUAUCUAUUCUGAUGUUAUUGAAAGAGCAUCGAAGGCACAGUUCAUGCUUCAAUACGCGCGAAUGGCAAACUCGACCAUCCGGGUGAUUCCAAAGCUUUUUCUGUCCCUGCUGUCGUCUUCUCUUGGGGUAACAUUGUUAGUGGCUCGGUGCCGGAAGGGCCAGAGCCCCCUCGUGCACGUCAUACAGUGUGACGUGUCAUUAGAUAUCUGUCCUUCGCCCAGCUGUACGUCCACAAAUACGUCACAGAUCUCAGAUUCCAUCAUCUUUUCUUCCAUAGCAAGUGUAGCAAUUCUGGAUCCGCAAAAGCUACUACUCCUCUGUAAAACAAUGCAGGUGUUCACAAUUACCUUAGAACGCCUCCAGAAUCACUAUAAGAUGCACAAACUAGCAAGCAUGAUGUACACAAGAAAGAAGAGGGAGAAAUCGCAGUAUCUAGCGUACAUAACACACUGCUUAAACUGUGCCGUGGUUUUCCAUUCCAUAUCAAGCCGUGUAAUGGCACAAUCGCAGGUCUUCUCGAAGGAGCAGCGCAGGCUGCUGGUUAGUCUUCACCGCUUUGCAGAGCUGAACGUGUAUAACUUGGAGGUGAUCCUCUCAAUUAUAAGGUUCAAAACAAUCAAUCUCGAUGGUUUCACCAAGCGCAUACAAAACUGUCUUCUUUCUUCACACGACAUAAGCAUCACGUUGGCCAGCAAGGGGUCGUCUUGGAAUCUAUUUGAUAUUCUCGAUAGAGUUCUUAUUGAGCAGAACCUUGCGCUCGUUGCCGAUCUUCAGCCCAUAUACACGAUUGCCUUGUCGAAUCGUCGCUGGCGCAGCCCAAGGACGUGCUCUAUCCAAGCGUACUCGCUUCUCUCCCCGCACAAUGUUCACUACUCCGAUGAGAGGGCCGCCACUGGUGGGCAAUCCACUAUGGAACUCGUUAAUUACGUUCUUUACACUAAUGUGCAAAUGACUUACAACUUCAAGCUCGCCUUUCUCAUAAUCUCAUCACUCCACCGAUACCUAUACGCACACGAGGUGGAUGUGCAUAUAUCUGAUGGGUUAGCCGAGAGAGUGGACUCUGGGAUAAGUAAUGACGUUGUCUACGGGUCUUCUGACCUCAUUGCGCGAUAUCAAUACGCAUCCGAUAGCUCUUACUUAAAACAGUGUAGCAGGAGCAGGAGUAGGAGUAGGAAGGGCAAUCCUGUCUUUGCUGGGGCAACCCUGACGAGCUUAGCGACAAAUUACCUAACGGUGGACUUUGUCAUCGAGAAGAUUCCACCCCAACUGUAUGACGUCUUCGCAGUAGCUAUUUGUAACUGUUGGGCGGCCUUAUGCUCUGAUAUGCCAUAUAUUUAUCUGCAAAAGGCACUGGGGUCAUACCUAUCGAGACGGCACGGGGGCACAGCCCCCAUUGUUCGGCGUGCUUGCAGUUGUCCAGCAGCUGGUGCCACUUUUAACUUUAUUCCUAAUCCUGGUACACCACGAUCUGGUGUCUAUAGUCACAAUGACUGGUCCGUCGAGUCAAUGUAUCUUCUAGACGCAACUAAGAUACUUUCACACAUACUAGCGUUGAAGGCUCUGCUGUUUGAGCAGUGCUCCUUUUCUAUUGAUGAUUCCCGUAUCCAUCUGCGCGUGCACAUGAAGCGGGCAGGAGAUCCUGGUCUCUCCGAACUCGUGUUACCAGAUACGGACUCCUGUGCAUCGAGCAUGUACGGUGAGCAAGGGGUAAUAUACACUCCGCCACACUGUGCGGAAAAAAAGCUAUACCAGCAGAAAACGACAGAGGCCCCUCGUCUCACCGCGGAUUUAAAUCAUGAAGGGAUAGUGGGACUGGGACGCAUGUAUCCAAAUCUUCUAGACCCAGUGAGUGAAGAGACGUCAAAGAGCGAGGUAUCCCGCGGGUAUCCCGACAUGCAACCGUCCAUCGUGUCCACAAAGUUUGGAUUUGUGCUUCUAAAUAGGUUACCUUUAGUGACACUAUUUACUAAACCUGCGAGGAUAUUGCGCGCAGUCUCUUCAGCAGCUGCAUCGCUGAACAUGGACCUGCUUCAGUGUGCUUCUGAGGACGAACUCAGUCACAGCACUUAUCCAGCAUAUGUGCUGUGCCAAUUGGACAUUAUAGAUGACGCUCAUGGCCAUACCUCAAGGGAUGACAAAGUGAUACUCACUUUCAAAGGCUUCAUGCCGCAGACAGAUGCCGAGACUAGUGCCAUGCACCCAAUUGUCUUAAAGAAAGUGACUGUCCAGACCUCAUUCUAUUCCUUUUGCAUUGCACUGGGCAGCCUGCUUAAGGACUUUCUUGCUGCAGCAAGGGCUGGCGUAAAUUAA